Cantharellus anzutake is the source of this 375-nucleotide messenger RNA. RefSeq lists its product as uncharacterized. The transcript has 2 exons. NCBI's taxonomy places the organism in Eukaryota, Fungi, Basidiomycota, Agaricomycetes, Cantharellales, Hydnaceae. The record is from RefSeq and is a predicted model, not a curated record. The coding region runs from base 1 to 375 and encodes 124 amino acids.
AUGGAUACCUUCCAUUCAAAGGGCCUGAUGGCAACCGUGUGCCAUCAUGAUAUUCCCCUCUUCCUAUGUGACAUGUGCACUCGGGGCAAAUGGCAACACUUCUCAGUUGCCAUGCUCAUCGCACUCAGCUGCCAACUCCCCUCAAACGCCACCAUUGGACUGAUGUAUGACGUUGGGUGCAUUCUUGAUCGAUCCGUGGCCAAGUAUAAUCUUAUCCCUGAAAUUGCCCCCAGAUUAAGCAUCGCAGUUUCAGUCUUCCAUGCUUAUGCCCAUCAAUUCUGUUGUCAAAUCGCGUUCCACCCAUGGAAACGCAACGGGUUUGGGAAGUCAAAUGGGGAGGGAAUGAGCGGUUAUGGUCCUCAAUGGUUGACAUGA